GAUUCCUCACCUUCCGGACAUGCAUAAGAAGCUCGGGUAGUACCUUGACAGAAUUAAACCUUUCAGGAAAGCUGAAGUGAAUACUCUGAAGCAGUACUUCCGAGAGGAAGGUAAACUUUCAAAAUCUGGAUGGCUGUUCCUGUAUUGCUAUGGCAGAUGUGACAUUCCAUUGGGAGAAAUUAGCUGUGGCAUGUAAUUAACAGAAGAGAUGUUUUCAUUGGGAGACAAGAAGUCUACCCAUGCAAGCAAUUAAUCAUGAGAGUCCAAAAUGUGUUCUGAACGAGGUUUGCAAAAAUUCUGUCAUCCACCUACCAAGUUACUUGGAGAAGAGCAGUCUAUAGGUGCAAACAAUUAUAAGAGGUGAGAAAAGUGGGAGCCAAAGGAAGAUGCUGGGAUCUGAAAGAAGUGUUGUGGAAGAAUGGCUCUCGGAAUUCAAGGCAUUACCUGAAACCCAGAUCUCUAGUUACGGAGGAACGCUUUACAAGAAGAAAACACUAGUUCAGGCACUGUAUAAAGUCAUUCAGGACCUCAGCAAUGAGCUCUUGGAGCCUGUAUGUCACCAGUUGUUUGAGCUGUACCGUAGUGCUGAAAUGAAGUUAAAAAGGUUUACACUGCAGUUCCUUCCAGAGCUAGUGUGGGUAUAUCUGCAAAUUACAGCCAGUCGUGACAGACAGAGUAAUGGCUGCAUCGAGGCUCUGCUAUUGGGAAUUUACAACUUGGAGAUUGUAGACAAAGAUGGGAACAAUAAAGUUUUGUCUUUCACCAUUCCUUCACUAUCAAAACCAUCUAUUUAUCACGAGCCUUCCAGUAUUGGGUCCAUGGCCCUGACUGAAGGAGCUUUGAGCCAACAUGAUCUGAUAAGAGUAGUUUACAGUGAUAUCCAUCAGCAGAGGGAGACGUUUACAGCCCAGAACAGGUUUGAGGUGCUGACUUUCCUCCUCCUUUGUUAUAAUUCUGCAGUGGUGUAUAUGCCAUCAUCUUCUUCACAGUCACUGUGCCGGAUGUGUUCCAGGCUAUGUGUGAGCGGGUUUCCUCGGCAGCAGCAGAAGAGGUGGAGAGAAGCGUGUGGUCGUGUAGUUCUAGACCCAGAUUUUAUGGUACAGAUGCUUACAGCAGUAUACCAUGCCAUAUACAAUGGAGAAUGGGACCUUGGAAGGGAAGCACUGGAUGACAUAAUUUACAGAGCACAGUUAGAACUUUAUUCACAACCUCUUUUGGUUGCCAAUGCAAUGAAGAACUCAUUGCCAUUUGAUGCACCUGAUGCAUCACAAACUGGUCGAAAAGCACUAAAAAUGGAAGUAACACCAACUGUGUCAAGGAUAUCCCGUACUGCUAUAACCACUGCUUCAAUCCGACGGCACCGAUGGAAGAGAGAAGAUUGCUUUGACUUCUCAAAUGAGGGCGACUCGAGCAACCCUGAUUCUCCAGGUCACUACAGCUUCACAGAGAUAGAGAAUAAACAAGAGAGAGACGGGGAGGUAACACCUCGCAGAACUCCUGACCAUGGCCCAGUGGAGCCGACAUCUGCAGCAGUUACACCAGAGGUGGAUGCUGAUGGCAUGAGUGGAGGGGAGGAAUCUUUCAACCUUAAUGAUGCAGAUGAGGGCUUUUCUUCAGGUGCUUCCAGCAGCAGUCAACCUACCGGGACCAAACCUUCAUUCUUAUCACAAAAAGGCAGCUUUAGAAAAGGAGUUGGUAUGCGUCUAAGCAAAGAACAGUCAUCCAGUGGCAGGCUCAGUGAGAGCCCACCUGAUACCUACAGUGAACCUGCUCUCCUCAGCAAGCAGCUCCUGCAGCCGCCUAACCCCAGUGCAGAAGGCAUUGAGCUAACACCCAUGAAAAAGCACCUUAGUUUGCCACCUAGCCAGAUGCUGUCCAAAGCUGGUGCACAGAACCUGGUACGAACAGCCAGUGCUUCCUCCAGCAAAUCCUUUGACUACAUGAAUGGCAGUAAAAGCACAGAAGGUGCCUGUAACCUUGUGGCGAGUAAUGCCAAUCGGUUUUCAACCAUCAGUCUGCAGGAAGAUAGAAUGGGCCGCACUGGGGAGGGAAAGGACCUUUUAUGUCCAGGAGCACCUCUGACCAAGCAAUCCAGAUCACCUAGCUUCAAUAUGCAGCUGAUAUCCCAAGUGUAGAGUCAGAUAAUGUCUUCAUUCUGUCCCCUUUUACCAAACAGUACAUUCCAUAGAUAUUUAUGAAGAAAUUAUAUCACCUGGUGUGGAAGUAAUUGCUGCGAUCAAGCCUAACUUAAUCUUGAUGUUAAUAUAUUUUGUACUGAAACAGCAAUAAGAAACAAAAAGAUGUAUAUAGUUAAAUAGGAGAGAAACACUGUUGUCUUCUCAUGCCUUCCUUUUUGGGUGAUGUGCAAUCCAUUUUAGGCCAAUCAGACUCAUGUCAAUUUUUUUUUUAAGGAGUUUUUAAAAUGUUUCAGAUAGACACUGUAGGAUGUACAAAAUCAAGUUCAUGCAGAUUAUAAGAAAAUUGUCAUUACGGGAUACCUGUUUUUUGCUUCCCAGAAUGAAAGUUUCCAACUGUUCUCCGCUACAGUGAUUUAUGACCUGGACGUUGAGGAUUUCUACUUUGUUAUCCAGCUGCUUUAACCAGAAAAUUCUUCAGAAGUCCUCUCAGGUUUUCUGUCAGUUCAGAGUUUUAUCAGAUUCUGGUUGCUGACCUUUCUACCAUAGAAAAGAAACCUGCUGCUUGUUUUACAGUUUACACUGUUUUUAAUUAUAUUGAUCAUUUGUUGCACAUUUUUACAGUAGAAGUGAAUGCUUUUACCAUAUUCUAGGUAUUCGUCAUUUCUGAUUUUUCAUUAUCUGGUUUAAGCCAAAGGUGCUAGGAUUCAGUAGGUGACUUUACAUAGUGUUGCUGACAUGAAUACCACCAAUAACUUAUGUAGACCUCAGCCUUCAGCAGCCACAAUUCAUGCAUCCCCCCACCCAAAUAUGUCAAGUACAAACCAGAUUUGCAUUGCCAGUUUGCUAUGAGUUAGAACCUCGUAUCUUGCAGGACAACAGCAUUCAGUUCUUUUCAGAUGUUCAGUUUACUAGUAAAUAUUGCUGAUUUUUACCUAGGUGGCAUACUUAUAACUGUAUCUCACUUUUCCUGUUCUUUUGAGUCAACAUUUCACCCUCAAAACCAUUUUGGUAUCAGGUAUGUCCCAGAUAUCUGCCAUCUAAUGUGACCAUUGAUUAAUGAACCCAAGUAUACAAGUCUUUCAGCAGAAAUGUUUCUCUCGUGGAGCAACAGGUAUUUGUUGUAAUCUAGCAUGAUAAAACAAUAUCUGUAAUGGGCCUCUAUGGGAAGGGUUCAUUUUGUAGGUGGGCAUGUGCUCAAGGACUACAGUGUAAUUAUUUAAGCAUAGGUAAGUAUUUUAAACCCUGGAAUACUUUGUUGUUCUGACGUAGCUCAGUCAAAUUUCCUUCCUGAAAGAGGAGUAAAAUGUAGAAGGCACCUGCUUGUAAAUUUUGUCAAGACAAUCAGAAUCGCGGAACUAUUCAGCUUGUGUGGUAGUAAUGAGCAGCCCCUGGUUUUGAGACCCUAGAUAUUGUAGCUUGGACCCUUCUCUAUUCACAGCACCAUUGACAUCCUUAUUUGGAGAUAAACACUUUAUUAAUUCAUAGGAUGUUUUUUUCAGUUCUAGUAUAGGAUGUGAAUGGUGUUGUGAAUUCAUCGGACUUGCUUGUAUUUGGCUAACUACUAUAAGUGGAAGUGUGCAUUUUUGCUGGACCCGCCUGUGUACUGAGUAGUUUAGAUUCAAGAAGGUGUUACUGAGCACACAGUGUAUAAUUGGAUAAUUAUGCUUUUGCUACUGCAGGUCUCCCUGUUAAAAGUAAAAGACCAUAAUUGAUAAUCCUGUAUCUACAAAAAUUAAUGGAUGGAAAGCAUCGAGUUACAGAAAAUCUCAAAUCUAACUAUAAUGCCAUUAAAGCAUUUUGCAGGGGGCUUCAUGCACAUCCCAUACCCCAGUAUAGGGAACUGUGCUCCCCAUACUCCCCUGAUACUUGUAGACUCUGUCUCUGUGAUUGCUUCUGUUCCUUGCAGUGAGGGGAAUCCUGCAUGGUAGCACAGCCUCAGUCAGCGUAUUUGCAUUGCAGUUUCACAUAUGUGCUCUCACAGCUCUGAGGACUGCAGUUUCAGUCCUUGCAAUUUCAACAAGAAUCCAGAAUCAGUCCAAAUCUUCUUGCAUUUAGGUGAUGGUCUCUGGAUCAUUUUCAGUGAUUUUGUGUAGAAUUCUAGAAUCCUUCCCAUGUCCAUGAUUGUGACUUUGUGGAUCAGUUGCAACUCAAGUAUUGUUACAGAACCAAUCAAGCCAUGUUACUGGGCAUUUUAGUAUCAUCCAAGCUGUAACGAUCAGAACUUCUUGUAGACUUUCUCAGACAACAGUGUUACAGUUUGUAUUCACAUCCUCCUAUGCCAGGUGCUCACCAGGCAACUUCAUUAACAGUCGCCUUCAUAGGAUGGUAUGCCUUUGUUCCGCAGCUGUCCUUUUCAGCAAGGUCAUCAAAAGCAUGCUCAUAAGCAGAGGGUUGGCUAACCAGUAUGUUAAUUAUUAGGCUAUUCCAACUUCUAGAGUCACCUUGAAACUGUGUUUGGAUUUUUUUUUUUAGCUGUAGGAUCACUUUUUUGUUUUGUUUACUGUGUUAGAGGCACUUUUUCACAAACAUUUUUGUGGCAGUAAGUAGCACUGCAGAACAAACAUGUUUCUGCAUGCACUGCAUUAGGCUGGAAAGCUGCCCUGAUAUCUGCUUCUAUUAUUUAAAAAAAAGUCAAACAACCAAGUAUUGGCUGUAUCAUUUGGAAGCACAUGAACAGGAGAAUGGACAUUCUAGUACAGCAGUGUACCACAUUGGUGCAGGAUGGCAUGUAUAGUCAAGUGUGUGCACCCUGUGCAAGCAGUGAUUGUGGAAGUUCCAGACACCUACGGGGUAGGCAUUAGAUGGGGAUGGGAUCCUUGAUCUGCAAACUGGCUUGCUGUUAAACACCUGGAGUGAAUGGGCUGAUCAGGCUGUCACCCUAACAUGGUACCACGUGGUCUGUAAGGCUCUCACCCUGACAAUGAACAAAUUGGCCUGCCCCUUGCUCAGAAAGAAGAAUGGAUGAGCCCAUUGGGAGAAAGAAGGGGAAUCCACUCUGCAGCUUGUGCGUACAAAAAAAAGUUCUAGGACUGCUUAUAGUUGUCAGGAAAGAAUCACAAAAAGUAGAAAAUCUGUAUGUCUCCAGAGUACGGUGGGGUUCUAAUCCUUCUUCCCCACUUAUUCACCUGUAGGUGACCUUUCCUCCAAAGAGUAGUAUGCUGGCAGUUGUGACAGGGUUGAUUCAUGUAGAUCCUUCUAGAAACAUUCCCCAGGAGGGGAUAAGUGUUGGCAGUCCACUGGAUGUGUAACCCCUGAGUUUAAUAACCAAAUACUGAGCAUGUGACUGUGCAGCUAAGAAAUAACUUAACAAAAAACACAAACCAAAUAAGAUCAUGUAGUGUACCACCACUGGAUGAAAAAAUAUCAGUGUCAGACAUUGCAAAGCAAUAGGAGAAACCAGACAAGUCCAACCACUUCAAAACAAAUUUAUUACGGGCACAAGAUAUUGGCUCAUGAAAAGUUCAUUCAAAAAAGUUGGAAAGUAUGUUCAACCAGUCCAUCUUGGUAUACUGUAUGACUGCUGUCUACAGCUUCAGUUAAAUAUCUCAUAGACGUUUACUAAAUUAAGUUAGACAUGAUUUCUUUUUUUACAAAAUCCUAUUGUUGCUGGUCUAAAGCAGUAAGAUUUUUUAUAUUGGAGCUUAUGAAAUCAGAUGUAAUACAUUUUAUGGCUUUGCAAAUUAGGCUUGUUAGGCUGAUGGGUGUAUGUUUCUAGGAUCUGCAUCCUUUAUGAAGUGAGAUAAUGAUAGCUUUCCAUAUCUCUGGUACAUCUUUUGGGGAUGUGCUUAAGUUGAGCAGUUUUAGUUUUCAGCAGAAGAAACAGAAACAAUAUAAGGAAAAAGGUAUCACCAUCCACCACCAAGAUUCCCUUCUCCAUUGUAUCCUAAUCCAUUUGUUGCAUAUCCCCAGGGCUCUUCUUUUGAGGACUUGGAGUAAAGAUGGGCUUGCUUGUGUUAUUACAUGAUAAAUUUGUUGCUGAGGAAAGAUAAAAUAAUGUCUCCUUGGCUUACCUGGUCUAGUCACAACCUGUCUGUAAUAUUUUGCUCUUGCACUUGUCUGUGAGUUAGUGAAGACCGACGCAGGUCUGGAAGAUCCACAAGAAAUUACAAGAGAAAAGGUUACAGGGUAGACCAUCUGUAAUUUUCUUCGAAAGAGCAUGCACCUUUUUGCACCACCAAGCAGUGGUCACUUCAGCGGUCAGCACUGCAGCUUGUGACUGUCAGUGAAUACACAUCUAUUCAGCACACAGUACCUAAGACACAGAAUUUCUGGAUCUGUGGACUAAGAUGAUAUGUGCUGCAUGCCUCAGCCAUUCUGCAAAUUUUCUGUUGUACAGGGACAAUAAAACAGUGCAGUUUAAAAUUGAGGAAGCUUAAUUGCUUCAGAAUCUAAAUAAUUGUUUGGAGACAUGUUAACUGUUCUUAAGGUCCAUGUUUGGCAUAGCAGAUGCACAAAUUAAUUCAGUAGAGUCUGUGGUGGUGUUGAGGAGCUAUGACUGUGCAUGUCUGUUUUUACUUGAUAUGCUUUGGGACUUGCUUAUCUCUUCUUCACUGGUGCUGACAUGUUUGGCAAGUAGGUUAGGAGAUUACUGUGGAUCUCAGAAAGGGAGAGCAGGAGUUUGUCAAUCUCCAUCAGAUUUAUGAAAUCAAAAAAGCCAGUUGGCCAAUCAGUGAAGGGGAAAUUGCCAUUUCACUUCAGGGCACAACUUUUGCGAAGUGGCUAAGGCCAUAGGAAGCACAGUAACUCAGAAAACUUCAGAAGAUACUUUAGUCAGCUAUGGCAGUUACCUAGCUCAAUAAGCAAUACCUUUGACUAGUUCCCUAAUUCAGGGUGGUCAGUGAAGGAUGCUUCUUAUUUAGCAGAUAACUGUAUUAGUUGACAUUCUCAUAUCUUGUCAUAAACUGGUGGAUCCAAAGGAUAAUGGGGUGAGGGGAUUAAACCUACUGUCUGCAGUGUUCAUACACCCUCUGACUUAAGCGUGAUUGUUUUUAAAAGACAAAGCACAGUCUUCUGACUUAAAAUUUUUAUAUCAACCACUAAGAAAGGCAGUAAUUAUUUAUCAAAAUGAAAUACUGCUAAGGAAUUUGGUUUGAUAAAAUGCUAUACUGGGGCUGAUAAACACUGAGCAUACGUCUGCUGUCAUUUUCUGUGAAGAACUGAUGUAUAAUUCACUGUAGUGCUGCAAAAUUUCAUCUAUGUUCCAUGUCAUGACACUGGCAUGAAGGAGCAGCAUAACACACAUAACAAGAAUCAAGUUUUAAUCCCAAAAAUGGAAAGCAGAGUAGACUUUGAAUAGAAUUCAUACGUACAUGCAUACAUACAUAACACUGUGUAUGAAGACUAGACAUUAUUAAUGUUCUGAAUAUCGAAAUAUUCUAUUUUAAAAACAAACUUUACCUAGGUUAACUAGUGAAUUCUUAUUAGUGCACUCAUUUUGUAGGUAAUUUUAGCAAUGUCCAUUUUUACAUAUAUGUUAGAUUAUCUAACAGAAUAGUACUUAAUUUUGAAACUUUUUAAAAUCUUUGCCCCUUUGAAAAAUAAAAUUGCUGUGACUUCACAUAGGUCAGCUAAAUUAUUUUCUGUGAAGCUUUUGCAACAGGUAAUAAUUUGAGGAGUAAUGUUUGGGGUUGUAGCAGGUAAUAUGUUGAGAAGUAUUGCUUGUGGUUAUAGCAGGUAGUACUUUGAGUAAUGCUUGGGGUUGUAGCGAGUAAUAAGUGAGUAAUACUUGAGGAUGAAGUAGCUAAUACUUUGUGGAGUAAUUCUUGGGGUUGUAGCAGUUAAUACUCUGAAGUGUAAUGCUUGGGGUUGCAACAGAUAAUACUUGAGUAAUACUUGUGGUUGUAGCAGAUAAUACUUUGAGGAGUAAUGCUUGGAGUUGUAGGCUAGGAGGUAAUACUUUGGGGAGUAAUACUUGUGGUUGUAGCAGGUAAUUCAUUGAGAAGUAGUGCUUGGGAUUGUAGCAGGUAAUACUUUGAAUAAUGCUUGUGGUUUCAGCAAGUAAUAAUUUGAGGAGCAGUACUUGGAGAUGCAGCAGGUAAUACUUUGAGGAGUAAUCAGGAGCGGCCUUAGGUCAACUGGUGCCCUAGGCAAAAGGGCAUCACGGCACCCCCACCACACCAGCCAGUGCCCCCAUCCUGGUCUACCUACACCAAAUAAAUACUUGAAAAGUGCCCCUACUAAAGCGGUGCCCUAGGCGGCCGCUUAGUUGGCCUAUGCCUAAGGCCGGCUAUGGGAGUAAUGUUUAGGGUUGUAACAGGUACUAUGUUCAGAAGUAGUGCAUGUGGUCACAGCAGGGUAAUACUAUGAGUUGUAAUGCUUGGGGUUGCAGUAGAUAAAACUCUGAGAAAUAGUGCUUGGGGUUUUAGCAAGUAUUACGCUACAGAUUACUACUGGCUGUGCUAAGACUACUCAUGCAGAAAUGUCUCAGCAAUCAGCUAGUUAGCUGUUCCCUUCCUUCUUCCCUUGGUUUUCCUUACUGUUUUCAUUGGUAAAACUCAGCUGCAUGUUAUCACUUCUUUAGCUGCUUUGAUAAGUUUUCUUUAUGUUUUGAUAUGGUCUUUAUUUACAAUUAAUGCUGGAAGUAAAAUAUACCAGACAUAAUUAUAUUGUAAUACAGGAAAUCUUUAUCUUUUUGGGCCAAGAUUGUGGACACCUGAUUGUGCUGUACCUGCAUUCAUUUAAGUAGCUGACCAGGAAAAGCACAUACAAAACUGUAUCACCAGUUUUUUUUUCUAAAGGAAGAGAUUCUAUAAAAUGCUCCCCUUUUUGAUCUGGCUGUGUGGCAUAGAGGAAUGGAGCCCUGACUGAGACCUAGGUGUCCUAGGUUUAAGUAGCAGCCGUGACACUGGAGGGGCUGGAUGGGAUUAAUGGAGGAAUGAAAGGGUGGAGCCCACUCAUCUGGGGAGGGGGUGUGAAUGAGUUUGGGGAUAUGCCUGGCCUGACUGUCAUUGGUAGAGUCACCAGUAGAGAAUGGUGGUCAAGCCGAGGUGCCACUUAGAAGGAGGGGUAGGGCCAUUUGAUUACAUGCUCCCAGAAGUGGGCACAUACAGCACUAAGCUCAUUGCAUGCUGCAUGCAUGGACAGUGGUAUUGGUAGAGAUAAGAAAAAAAACAAAACUCCAUCUAUCCACUGUUAUGGCAGUCUCACUCUUAGUUUGCCUAAUACUCAUGCCAGGAGCAAAUAAGCUGUAGAGUGUCUGUGUUUGGGGAGAGGGUGAACAAAGUGAUCAUUAGGACCCCCCUUUUGCUGAUCUAUUUCAUGAGGAACACCAGGUAAAUUGUACUAAGGAGAAUGAUGAGUCUGAGGAGAAAAUCAUAGAAAAGGAGAAUUGCUGCAUAUGUACAAUAUCUUUGAUGCUGGACAUUGCUAUUUGUCCCUUUGACUCAGAGCACCAAGACUGGGUCUAUAUUACAAGAUCGAAUGUUUAGGUGAUUGAACACCUAAACAUCGAACUUGUAAUAUUGAACCUAAAAACGUUGAACUUCCCAUGGAAAGCUGUCCUUUGGUCACUAAAAUGAAAAAAAUAACUUUACACCCAAACCAAGUAAGUGGGGGGGCUUCACCCACCACACCCCCCCUAACUAAAUAUACCAACUCCGAGAUAGCUGUACAAGUAGACAAAACGGCAAAAUCCGGCGAACAGCCAAGGGAAAUCUUUCCAUGCUUUAAAUUGGCCGAUUCUCCAUUUUUUGCUUUCAAUAUUACAAGUUCGAUGUUUAGGUGUUCGAUCACCUAAACAUUCGAUCUUGUAAUAUAAACCCCCAAGACUGACUACUAGCCUCUGCCAUUGCAAGUCUCUAUUGUGUGAAAUGUGGCCCAGUCUGUGAUGCUCCAUUGUCUAUUCUUGUAGUGUUGAGCCAAACCCCACAACUCAUUGUCCUUUACACAAGUAGUGGUCUGAAUGGGUCUGUGUUUAAUCAUCAAACAGCACAUUCAUCGAAUAGCUGUUUGCCGAAUAGUAAUUGUUGAAAUUAAUUAAAUUAAUAGAGGUUUCGACAAUUAGUAUUCAGCCAACAGCCGUUCGAUGAACAUGCUGUUUGAUGAUUAACCAUAGACCUAGUUUGAGCAGUGCAUUCGUACAUUGAUUCUUCAGUUUGUAUCCUGUAUGGGAGAUUUUUAUGGUUCUCUGGCUUUUUACCUUCCAUCCAUUGACGUAAGUCUGCUACUGUAAAUCCACUUCACAUAAAUAACUAGCAGCCUACUUUUCAAAGUCCACAUAUAGUGAGAUUAGACUUAAUAAUCUAGCUGCAUUCAUAGAUGUUAGCAGGCAGUAACUCCUUUGAUCAUUCAUUCUUGGAGCUGCCAUUUGUGUGCUGUCAUACAGUGUACUUCCACCAGCCAAAAAUAUGGUAACUGUUAUCCCAGAUGUUUGGAGGAAUCAAAAGCUACUAAGUGUUCUCAUUGUAAUAGCAGUUUCCCUAUAUUUAAACUAUUAAUUCAUUUUAAACAGAACAUGCCGGAGAGACAGAGAUGAUCCAGAGACUGCCCUCCUAUGGAGCAGGCUUCCCAUUCAUGUGAAGCAGAGUUGGUCUUUUACCAAGUUUAAGCGCAACCUAGCCCAGUGGAUAGGAAAUAUGAGAUUUACCCAGGGUCUGGCACCCAUGUCCAUUAUGACAGAGAUAGAUUAUAAAUGCCUGGCCCUCAAUGUCCUGCUUGGAUAUAGGGCAUCAUUAUUCUUUUGGGAAAAUGUGGCUAGGCUUAGAAAGGUCCCCCCAGGGUCAUUAGUCUAGUAACAAUUUAUGAAUCUAUGAAAAUGAUCAACAAACCAGUCCACUGACUCCAUAAACAAAUAGCAAGUAAGUAAAUUAACUAAAUGAAUAAAUUCUGUGAUUAUCACAAACCAGUGGUCUCAGUGUAGAUAACAUCUCAUUAAAUGUCAGUUUCAUCAAAGAACAUCCUUCAUCAUUUGUCAUUCCAUCAUUUAAUUUGCUGUCAUUUCAAAUCUGAUUAUGCAUGUUUCUGUCUGUACAGACCCUAAAUUGUUUAUAGUGAAUGGGGCAUGGUGAUUAUGCUCCAAAAUACAGAAAAAGACAAAUCAGUUAAGUGCUACUAUAGAGCAAGACCCAACCAUGCCUAUUGCUAAGCACCCCUGCUUAACUUGUUAAAGUAGGGUCUCAUGCUAGGCAGUCAAGUCUCCCAGUACUGACCAGCAAAGACAGUGGCAGAAUAAAAAACAGAGUUGUUUCUGCCUGCUGUCCAUACUGGUAAUGUGUUCUGACUUCCUUUUGUAAACUUAGAAAGUAGUUAGAAUGACAGGCAGUGUUUGCCUGCAUUUUUUGAAGGAUAAAAAGUCUGGAACUCAACUGUUUAGCAUCAUUUUGUUGAAUUCAGUCCUUUGUAAUUUGUCUAAAACAGGUUUUAUGAGGAACUGAUUGAACAUAUGAGGUGAAAGUCAAGAUUUUCUUAUGAAUUUCUGGACAGCUGAAUGUAAUAGCAAGGUGAGUAUAAACAUAGCAGUCUGUGUUGCCCUGUCUUUCUGACAGCACACACUAAGCGCAUUAUGGCUUUGAAAGCCAGUAAAACACUUGGCUUCUUUUUUUUUCUGCAACUAGCAGUACAUAUAAAAAGCUCUUUGCACUACAAAGAAUUAUGAUCGGGUCUCUGAUCAUAACCUUUAGUUAUGUGUUCUUGACAUGGAUGGCAAGAUUCACCUCUCAAGCUUUGCUCUCAAGGAGAAUUUCUUAGCAUCCAUGUUUCACAUACAUAAUAAGAAGGUUAUUAUUGGUGACCCAGUCAUAAUCCUCUUUGUUAGGGUUGCGUUCAUGCUGUAUUUUACAGGUGCUAAGCACAGGCCAUGGCUAAAAAGUGGUCCUAGAACUAGCUCAUCUGCCAGUCAACAAAUAAAUAACUAAGCAACUUAAAUUACUCCAUAGAAAGUAAACAAGAUAAAUCAAGAGCUGCAAUUCUCUUCAUAGGUACUUACCAAUCAUCAGGUUCAGGACACCAUUGAUGAACCAAUCUCAGUUUUCCAUUUGCCACAGUGCAGUGUAGUGUCCAGUUUAGUGACAUGGAUAGAAUAAUGCUGUAGGCAAAUGGAGGUUGAGGGAAUAAAAUGGUAGACAACAAGUAGCAGAUUAACAGCUCUGGUCUUUAAUCUUCUGCAUUAAUUGCCAGACAAAAUGUGACUUUGUUUUUUUAUAAAUAUUGGCCGGGUAACCUUAGGUUCUUCUAUUUUUUCUGUGAUAACAUUGGAUGUCUUACAUCAACAUGAGUGGCCACAGGCUCAGGCAACCAGAACUUCAGUUUAAUGGUUCUUCUGAAAAAAGUCAUCUCAGAAGUACAGCAUCUGGCCCUAGUUGCAUUGCAGUGUCAAUACUGGAAAAUUAAUCCUAGUUGUUGAUGGAGUAGAACCCACAGUCUCCUGAUCUUCCAGUAUCAAAAGUUAGUGUGCUUCACCCCUGUUGCUCCACCUUGAUAAUAGCUGCUUAACCAUAACUAUGCACCUUACCUUUCAAAAUCCCUUUUCAAAAAAACUACCAUUAUUCUAGACAGCUUGGCUGUACAUGGGUGCGAGCAUGCACCCCCCCCCCCACACACACACACACAUUUUGCACUUAAAACUGUGCCUUCAUUUAACCCUAACCAGCCUAGACUUGCACAAAUACUCCUACUCCCAAUGUCAAGACCUUCAGAAUAUCCGAAGAUUUCUGCAUUACUUUCCUAAACCCCCACUUACCUUACCUGCAAUCAUUCGAUGUUCACUCAUUCAAAAUUUUUAAAGUAUCAGUGAAUGGAACCAUAAACAACAUUUUGCAGUUGUUCACUCUGUUGAUCAACACCCUAUCUGAUGGAGUGAAUGCCAUAUAUAUGCACGCAUGCACAUACACACACACACACACACACACACACACAUAGGGGAACCAAAUUUUUGAUUGACAGCAAAAAUCGAUCUGGAAAUCAGCGAAUGACACUCAUCGAACACAAAACCAAUUGAUCCACAAAGAACCAACUCCAAGAUCACACUACAGUGGAGAAAGGGCAUAUUAAACAAUCCCCACUGUAUUACAAUCUCUACCUUAAAAAGCUUGCACUUUUCGAACAGCUGAUUUUCAGUCAGCUGCACCAGCUCCCCCAUCGAUGGAAUACUCUGCACCCACACAUAUGUAUUAUGAUAGGUAUGACCACAGAAGAAAUGCUGUGUUGAUACUGCUUGAAACUCCUUUCCAGUUUCCCCAGACAACCAUUGUUCUUUUCAACAUUUCCCCACCAUCAAAGAGGAAACCAUGUAGUUAGGUGCCCCAAAUAGAAUUCACUUUGAAUUUUUUUUUUUUAAGCAGAGAUCACAGGGCAUAUCUAACCACUAUAAAACUUUACUCUUAGUCACUUUGUUGAAUUAGAAAUAGUUCUGCAUGGUCUCUUUGCAGCCCUAACUGCACUCCUACAAAAACAGUAAGAUAGAUGUGUCUUCUAAACUGAGUUGAUGCACAGGUCUACAUUGAAAUCACUACACCCCAAGUAAAAGCUUUUGUUUCUGUACUGGAACAGCACUUUUACUUUUGCUAGAUUGCUGGUGGCCAAUUCACAGAUCCUUGAGGAUAAAGCCAUAAUUUAACCGUUGAUAAAUAAUGCAUUUUUAUUAUUUUCAAAUAUGGGGAGUUAUGUAGUACUUUUUUGGAGGUAAUUUUAAAAUGUAAAUCAAAACAUACUAUGUACAUCAAAUUAAAUUGUAAACAAUACAAGUUAAUUCCUCUGAAUAAAACUUAAUAUGAAUAAACAGUUAUUUUUAGAGCUGACUAAAUAAGCGUAACAAGAUAAGGAUGACUGAUAAGAGGGUAUUGCUUUAGGUCUUCAAGCACUGAUAAAGUGAAACUGAGCACUAGGAAUAAAAAAUCAUUUUCCAAUUUCAGAAGUGUAUGAUAACAACUGUUCUUGGAGAAAAAUAUUUUCUUUAUUACUGCAUAUUGUCAGCAGUCAUUAAUGUGCCUGAUAAUGACCCCUCCCCCAAUGCUUGGUGGGACCGCAGUGAAUUAGGCAUGUGAGCAUUUUUAAUCAAAUUAUGUAGUGCUCGGUAUACCCACUAGAUGAACAAGGUAGCAUUUUUUGUGCUUUAUCUUUGAAAAGUCACUAGGAAGUUGCUGCUUUGUUUUCCUGAAGCAUUUUCAGGUGUAGAUCCCUGUGGGUGCCUAAUGCUAAUGAGUGUUCUAAUAUCAUUGCACAGAUGGCAGUGAAAAAUAACAGACCAGUCAUUCUAAAUUCAGGGUGACCCUGUUGCGAGUCAUUUCCAACCUAUUGUACUUUCACGAAAAUAAACUGUAAACAGAUGUGUGAGAAAAAUUCUGUCUUCACUUCAUAUUUAAAAAUGUGGUGUAGGAGGUAAGAGAAAUGAGGACCAUGGCUAGUGUAAAAAAAAAUAUUUAUCUUUCUGAACAUUAGAGAACUUUAGAUGUAGACAAAUGUGUUAUCUUCCUUUCAGAGGUUUAUCUCCAUUUUAUGAUGGCCACAGUAGGGUCUAAAGCUUGAGUGGCUUAAGCAAUGUUUGUUGGAGUUACAACUCAGUCUUCUGCUCUCCGAAUGAUGCUGCACAAUUACCACAAGAAACAUUGCUGUUCCUGAUGCAUUUUAUUUUUAAAAAUGGGUAAACUGAAGGUUUAAUUGGUUCUUAUUUUUGCUGUUUUUAUGCUGCAGGAUUUGCAUAAGCCACUCAGAGCUGUGCAAUAUAAAAGGCACUGUCCUUAAUAUAGACAAAGCUCAGGUCAUUGUAUAUUAUUUGUGUAUACCAUAUUUGUACAGUUAAUAUAAAUAUUUUUUUCUGCAUUCACAAAUUAUUUUCACUUUGUGUAGUGACAUUCAGAAAACUGUAUGCUGCUUCUGAGAUUACUGCUGUGUUUGUAGUAUUUGUGCUUUGUUCAUUUUUUAUUUGGGAGGGGGGUGGCAUAGGAAAGCCUUGAACCAAAAGAAAACUAUUGCAAUAUCCAUUAAGAUACCAUUUUGACAACUGCCAUUCACAACUUUAAGAGCUGUGUUCAAAAGUAUACUGAAAUACUUGUUUGGCAUAAACAAAUGUUUGUAAAUGGCAUUUUAAAUACCCAGUAAUUAAGUAAAAAAAUAUAUAUAGCACGUGUUUCACAUGAAGUCCCAAUAAUCAUUUUUGUGUACAGUAUGUGUUGACAGUUCUGCUUUUUAUUGAAGGCCAGUUUGAUUAUUGCUGUAUGUUGUUUUGUUGUCUAUAUUCAGGUAUAUGCAGCAGGGUUUUUCUUAUAAAAAUAAAAGAAAAAAGGUUUCCUGAUGACAUGUGGUCUUAAAUCUACAUGUACCUGUAGAUAAAUGAAUGUAUUUAUUCUGAGGUAGAAUUAAAUGAAAUGCACUUAUUCUGAACUUUGAAUUGUGCAUAACUGGAAGCUGCUAAAACAGAGUAAGCUAUAUUACAUUAUAUUAUCUCAGAAAGUAGUUAAUAAGAUAAUCAACGUGAUAGCACAUAUGCAAAUUAAAACAUGUCUUGAUGUCUUGGUUGGGAUUGUGUUUAUCGCUCACCCUACCCCAUCCAAUCAAUGAAGUCACACUCAGGGUAAUUGGCAAAUGUGCUUCUGCAGUAUAAACUAUGUUUGAAUACUUCUCUGCUCAUAGGCAAAGUCUGACUGUUGCAGCAUUUUAGUUCACACCAGUGACACUAGUAAAACAUUUUAAGAAGCAAAUGUUAACUUGUUUGAAGUCCCACUGUGUACAGCUGUCUCCAAAGUUUGCAACAGUUAUUAGACCUCUUAACUCAGAACUACAUUGUUUAAGGUCACAAUUCACUUGCUCUUUGUUAAUUUUCAUUGUGGAAUCUUGCAAUGUAAUUUGGAAAUAUGAGUAUGAGCUAUGACAAAAAUUGUGAAAACUGGCCAAGAGUUGAGCUAAAGACAUAUUUUAUUUUGCAGUAAAACAUGAGAGUUUGAGUACUUUUACCAGUAGGCACUGUUAUGUACAGUUCAUGUCUGUAGUAUAUGCUUUUCUGUUUGUUGCAGAACAUAGAAAGUGUAAUUGUUCUUUUGACUAAUUGCAGUCUUACUCUGAUAAAAUUGAAAUGUAGUUAUAAGUAAAUCAAGAAAAUGAGUUUGUCAUUAUGAGACUGCACAAUAAUCACUGGAUGCAAUACUUGUAAAACUGUUGUUGCAAGUAAUUGGAAAACAGAAUCACUGUAAAUUAUGCUUUAAACUCUGGGGUCAUUAUGGAACUUUUAAAUGUUUUACAGGUGGUAUUCUCAUCUACAUAUUGAAUAUCACUUUGUUAGUGCAUGUGUACCAUUUUCCAUAUUACAGGUCUGGUCUAUGAUGUCAGCUGUUAAAGAAAUGUGAAACUUAGUUAUCGUUGACAUUGUAAAUAUCUGUCAGAGUUGAACAAAAUAUUUUAAAUCAUUGUAAAUAGAAUGUACAAUAUCACUAAUCAGUCUGCAAUGCAGAGAGAGAAUAUUCAUUGUGAACUGUUGAAUAAAUAUUGUGCUGUUUCUGUA
Molecule: messenger RNA, 16566 nt
Organism: Protopterus annectens (West African lungfish)
Lineage: Eukaryota; Metazoa; Chordata; Ceratodontiformes; Protopteridae
Gene: HYCC2
Product: family with sequence similarity 126 member B
Exons: 15
Coding region: 387-2135 (582 amino acids)
Biological process (GO): protein localization to plasma membrane; phosphatidylinositol phosphate biosynthetic process
Cellular component (GO): plasma membrane
Source: RefSeq, a predicted model, not a curated record